ACAUUUUUAAAUGCCCUUUAGUGUUGACUGUGUGCGGUGUAUUUAUUAUUCUUGUGCAACCGAUUCUUCCGCGAAUCAUUGGUAUGCUUUUGUGUAUAAACACGUCUCAGUCGCAUAACACAUUUUGGAUUUCUGAAUACUUUGUCGAGCAAGACAGGUACUUCUACUUAAUUUUGCUGUACGUGAAUGCAGCGUUUUGUAUAGGAAUGUUUACGAUAGCAGCGACAGGAUCGAUGCUCUUGGCUCUUCUCAAACAUGCCUGUGGAAUAUUUAGCGUUGCUAGUUAUCGUCUUGGACAAAUUAUGACAACUGAUGCACGGCGAAAUCAUUUAACGCAUAAGCUUACGAUUAAGAAAAGGAUUAUUCAUGCCGUAGACAUUCACUGCAAAGCUAUGGAGUAUUCUGAAUUCUUAAUUUCUAAUUUUGAGGGAUCAUUUUUCUUGCUAAUUAUAUUUGGCGUGCUUUGCUUGAGUUUUAAUCUUUUUCGAAUUUUUCAGCUUGUAUCAACGACAAACAACAUGUACGAGUUUUCUAUGCGUGUAUUAUGUGCAUCGGCAGUUAUUAUCUACAUGUUUAUGGCCAACUAUAUCGGACAGCAAAUUGUGGAUCACAAUGAACAUGUACAUUUUACUGCAUAUAACGUUCAAUGGUACACAGCGUCCCUGGAUGUGCAAAGAAUGAUACUGUUUGUAUUGCAAAGAGGUAGCAGAAUCUUUGGCUUGCAUGUAGGUGGGCUUUUUGUAGCGUCCCUAGAAUGUUUUGCCGCGGUAAAAUAUUUACUGGAACAACUCCAGGAAAUCUGUAAUGAGCUAAAAGAUGAGAAUGAAAUUGCAAUUAUAAAAAAAUACGGCGAUAAGGCGAAACAUGUUACUGUUUUUCUUACGUUGUUAAUCGUGUGCACUCAAGUUAUUAUUAUUGUUCAGCCAAUUUGGUCUCGCAUUCUUGGAAUUUUUCUGUUCUUGAAUGAAUCUCGGUCACGUGGCGAAAUGUUCAUUGUGACAGAAUACUUUGUAGAUCAACAAAAAUAUUCUCACUUAGUUUUGCUGCAUAUAAAUGUAGCUAUUUGCAUAGGGUUAUUUGCAAUGAUUGCAACAGGAACGAUGCUUCUGGUGUUUCUCAAACAUGCUUGCGGAAUGUUUAGCAUCGCCAGUUAUCGUAUUAAACGAGCAAUUGCGAAUAAUAUGCCACAAAAUACUAAUCUAUCGGACCAGAGUAUAAUUUGUAAGAAGAUAAUCUGUGCGGUAGACAUUCAUCGUAAAGCUAUGCAAUACUCCGAUUUUUUAAUAUCCAGCUUUGAAGGAUCGUUCUUCCUUUUAAUUGCGUUCGGCGUGACUAGUAUGAGUCUUAAUCUUUUCCGACUUUUUCAGCUUGCAUUGUCCGGAGAUAACAAACAGGAACUUUUAGUACGUUUUAUAUGUGCAAUUCUUAUUCUCUUAUACAUGUUCUUAGCCAACGAGAUCGGACAGGAAAUUACAGAUCAUAAUGAUCAAAUAUAUUUUACAGCAUACAUAGUUCGGUGGUAUACAGCGCCCUUACAUGUGCAAAAACUGAUAUUAUUUCUGAUACAAAGGGGUAGUAAACCCUUUGGGUUGCAUGUGGGUAGACUAUUUGUCGCAUCUUUAGAAUGUUUUGCAACGUUAGCGAGUGCAUCAAUAUCUUAUUUUACCGUUAUGUAUUCUGUACAAAAGACAUACAAUACACCUAUCAUAUAAUAAUAUAUUGGAAUGUAGUAGGUAAGGAUGACAAAUUUUCAACUAUAUUCUUAAU
Harpegnathos saltator (Jerdon's jumping ant) is the source of this 1767-nucleotide messenger RNA. RefSeq lists its product as uncharacterized. The record is from RefSeq and is a predicted model, not a curated record. Gene Ontology annotation, biological process: sensory perception of smell; detection of chemical stimulus involved in sensory perception of smell. Gene Ontology annotation, cellular component: plasma membrane. The transcript has 12 exons. Gene Ontology annotation, molecular function: olfactory receptor activity; odorant binding. Lineage: Eukaryota; Metazoa; Arthropoda; Insecta; Hymenoptera; Formicidae. Bases 84 to 1712 code for a protein of 542 amino acids.